UACACAGUAGUAAUAAUCUUUGUCGUCGUCGUCAGAAGGAAGUUACAGUGUUAUUUACAUCAAUAAACUUAAUUGGUCAUUUUAUCGCCGGCUCUGUGUUCAGCCACACUUUAUGAUAGCAGCACAAAUUCUUAUUAUUCACGCGAAUUAAACUCCGUAGCUAUGGGCGACUCCCCUAAAAUAAAGAUCGGAAUUAUUGGCGGAUCAGGGUUCGAUGACCCCACGCUGUUCGAGAAUCAAAUCGAGAAGGAUGUGACGACACCGUUUGGCAAACCGUCAGAUGUGUUGAUUGAGGGACAGAUCAAAGGAGUUCCCUGUGUACUGCUGGCUAGACAUGGGAGGAAACAUCAAUUCCAGCCGAGCGACGUGAACUACCGCGCCAACAUCUGGGCUCUGAAGCAGGUGGGUUGCACGCAUAUCCUGGCGACGACUGCCACCGGCUCGCUGGUAGAGGAGUACAAGCCUGGCGACCUCGUCAUAUUGAACGAUUUUAUUGACAGAACUUGGGGUCGUAAGUGCACGUUCUACGACCGCACAGAAGGUGGUCCUAAAGGCGUUUGUCACUUACCUAUGCGGCCAGCCUUCUGUGAGCGCGCUAGAAACGCCAUGAUCACUGCAGCUAAGGCCAGAGGUUAUAGUCACCAUGAAACUGGCACCGCUGUCGUUAUACAGGGCCCUAGAUUUUCUAGCAGAGCUGAGAGCCUCAUGCACCGUCAAUGGGGCGGUCAUCUUGUCAACAUGACUACAGUCCCAGAGGUGGUGCUAGCGAAGGAAGCAGGACUGAGCUACGCCGCAGUCGCUCUAGUCACAGACUACGAUUGCUGGAGGGAGAACGAAACAUCUGUAAGUAUACUACUACAAGACAAAUGCGCCAUUUGCGUGUUUAACUGCUUUGAACUUCGAAUUUUAUCUGUAAUUAGUUGA
Molecule: messenger RNA, 924 nt
Organism: Spodoptera litura
Lineage: Eukaryota; Metazoa; Arthropoda; Insecta; Lepidoptera; Noctuidae
Source: RefSeq, a predicted model, not a curated record